Molecule: messenger RNA, 830 nt
Organism: Cloeon dipterum
Lineage: Eukaryota; Metazoa; Arthropoda; Insecta; Ephemeroptera; Baetidae
Product: heterogeneous nuclear ribonucleoprotein A3 homolog 2-like
Exons: 6
Coding region: 109-654 (181 amino acids)
Source: RefSeq, a predicted model, not a curated record
UAUUGCACCGCGCGAGUCGGAUAACUCGGCACAUCCUACACAAGGUAUAUAAGACGGACAACCCUUCCACAGGCCAGUCAAACGCUGAACAUCGCUCCAGCACACACCAUGGCUAGAAAACUUAUUCUCGUGGCCGCUUUCUGCGCCGUUGCCGCCGUCGCAUUGGCCGCUGAAGAGGCCAAGACGGAGCAGGUUGCUGAGGAGCGCUCCUCUGGCGAUUUGCAGACCGCUGCCGCUGGAGAAGGACGCAGCUUCUUUGGAGGUGGUGGUUAUGGAGGUUAUGGUGGUCUUGGAGGAGGAUACGGCGGAUACCCCGGCGGCUACGGCGGCUAUGGAGGAUACGGAGGCUAUCCUGGCUACGGCGGCGGCUACGGCGGCGGCUACAAUAGGCCUGGAUACGGUGGAUACGGAGGUUACGGCGGAGGUUACGGCGGAGGCUAUGGCGGUUACAGACCAGGAUAUUAUGGUGGAUAUUACAACCGGCCGUACUACGGUGGAUACUACAGGCCCGGUUAUUACGGCGGCUAUUACGAUCGCCCCUUCCCCUAUUACGGAGACUAUUACAGAUUCAGGCCUUCAUAUGGCGGCUACGGUGGAUACGGCGGCUACGGAGGUGGCUACGGAGGCUAUGGUGGCUACGGAAGGAGCGGUUAAUCUUUCCAACGCAGCCCAGCAAGAAUAAUUCAUCUCUACAUCCACAUGACAUAUAUGUAUUUUCCUAACAGCCAACUUCGUAAUUUAUGUGUCACCGCAUCAAUCUCAUUUUGUAUUAUUACCGUUCAAACACAGACUGGAAUAAAUAUUCAAUAAAUUAUGACGUUUUGCUAAAA